AUGAACUUCUUCUUAGACUAUGCAAUUUGUAACCGUGGGACCAGCGCCUACGCGCCGAAGGACUACCAGCAUCUCGACCCAGGGACCACUUCCUUCCCCGCUUGCUCAGGUACCACUCUUUCCUGUGACAGCUAUACUUCAGAGGGACGCUUCGGAGCGACAGCGGUGGGCUCUGGUGGGCCCAACGCCCACCACCAGCACAGCUCCAGCUACCCUCCUCCGCUCCCUGCCCACCCUGCUGGCCUUGGCAUCUCCUUCGCGGGGUCAUCUCAGCCAGGAGGAGGGGGAUACUCGGCCCCCAACUGCAGCCCAGGCGUCGCCAACCAGCAGUUCUACCUCAACCCACAGGAGACGGAUGGAGCUUAUUUCCAGACCUCGGCCUACCCUUCCAAUGUGGCUGCAAACUCCUCUUCUUCCAGCCUCGGAAGUUUGUCUGAUGGUGGCUUCUGCGCCACCACGGGCCAAUUCCAGCCACAUCUCUAUGGGCCUGAGCAGGGUGGCUAUUUGCCAGGGGGCUUUGGCAACCUUUCCCCGCCCUUACAGGAGAACAAAGACCCGCGGCCUUGCUCGGCCCAGCAAUGUCCCAUGGCUUCCACCGUCACCCAAACCUUUGACUGGAUGAAAGUGAAAAGGAACCUUCCCAAAGCAGUCAAAGUGUCCGACUACGGCUUGGCUGUCCACCCCAGCACCAUCCGGACCAACUUCACCACCAAGCAGCUGACGGAGCUGGAGAAAGAGUUCCACUUCAGCAAGUACCUCACCCGGGCCAGGCGGGUGGAGAUCGCGGCCACGUUGGAGCUCAACGAGACCCAGGUGAAGAUUUGGUUCCAAAACCGACGGAUGAAGCAGAAGAAGAGGGAGAAGGAAGGGCUGGUUGGCCUCGCUUCUCUGCCCGGCUCGGCCAAAGAGACCGGCGAGGCGGCCUCAGACAGAUCCAGCCGGUCGUCCACCCCCAACGCUUCGCCCAGCUCCGUGUCUUCUUGA
Molecule: messenger RNA, 984 nt
Organism: Eublepharis macularius
Lineage: Eukaryota; Metazoa; Chordata; Lepidosauria; Squamata; Eublepharidae
Gene: HOXB1
Product: homeobox B1
Exons: 2
Coding region: 1-984 (327 amino acids)
Biological process (GO): regulation of transcription by RNA polymerase II
Cellular component (GO): nucleus
Molecular function (GO): DNA-binding transcription factor activity, RNA polymerase II-specific; RNA polymerase II cis-regulatory region sequence-specific DNA binding
Source: RefSeq, a predicted model, not a curated record